This is a messenger RNA of Paramecium tetraurelia, 1572 nucleotides long. RefSeq lists its product as uncharacterized. NCBI's taxonomy places the organism in Eukaryota, Ciliophora, Oligohymenophorea, Peniculida, Parameciidae. The record is from RefSeq and is a predicted model, not a curated record. The transcript is spliced from 4 exons.
AUGAAAGAUGAAAUUAAGGGGAAAGGAUUUGGUUUUUUUAAGGCUAUAUGCUUGGCUAAAAGGUUAGCUCUUAUAAAUUAUAAUACAGAAGAUAUCACAUAUCUCUAAGAUAAAUAUGGAACUUUAUAAUAUGUUAAAUAAUAGCGUUUAUACUAUCCAACUUUAAAAUAAAAAAUUCUUUUUCAAAAUAAAAUUUAAAUUUGGAAAAUAAAAUAUAAAGAUUUAACAGCAGAUAAAAAUUUUAUUGUUUUGUAUGUCUCAUAAGAAGGGAAUUCGUAUAAUUUUUUUAGUUUUGAUCUUCCGGUUGUCUCAAAAGGCAGAGAAAAAAAUGGGGCCAAGAUCUGGCCUACAGUUGUUGAGGCAUUGAGAGAGUUGGACGAAUUUAAAUAUAAUUCAUAAAUUUUUAAUUUCGAACAAUAUAAAAAAGAUAAGUAUUCAUUUAUAUCAGGACUAACCUAAAGAGCAAAGGUUAAAAUUAAUGCUGAAGAUAUCAAUAUUUGUUCUUAUGUUUAAAGUUAUCUUUGUUAAUUUCAUUAACCCUAGAUAAGUAAGAUAAAAAAGAUUUGUGGCUAUGCAUAUGAAAUUCUACCGAAUAUUAAUUAGACAACAUUCAAUUACAUAAACAUGAAUUUGAUAAAUAAGAUAAUCUCAAUUGAAAAAAUGCAUUUUCAUAACAAAUAGUCAAAUAUUAUUGAUAAUAUUACAGAUAAGGAAUUGCAGGAUUACUUAUAUUCUAUUGUUUAGGUUUAUUUGUACUUCUAGAUAAUUUAUGAUAGAUGGAGGACCAUCAGUGAAUCUUAAAGGAAUUUCUUAAAAGAUAUUUUCAACUGUUAUUAGAUUAUCUAAAAUAAAUGCUUUUAAAAAUUUGUUUUACUAACAUUGGAAAUAGGAAUAUCUAAAGAUUUAAAAUACCAUUUAAAUGAUAUACUUAGUCCAGAGAGGAAAAAAGGCAACUCACUCAAUAUUCCUCAAGUAUUUGGAUAGCGAAUACAAAGAUAAUAUUUUGAAUUAAAAGUUUCUUCAUAUUUAUUUAAUAAGGAAAAGGUUGUUGAUAAUAUUAAAAGCAAUUUACUUACUGAGCCUUAUUCUUUAUAGAUUUCAUUAUACCAUUAAUUAUUAGAAUAUCUUGAGAAAGAUCCACAACAAUUAUAGAAUAUUAGAUUUGAAUCAUUAAGUCUAUUUUUGUUUACUUACUUUGAACUUAACUUAAUUUAAAAUAAAAUUAUUUUGAAAAAUGAUAAUCAAUUGAAAACUAAAGAAAAUGUCUUUAAAAUUAAUGUAAAAGGAAGAAAAAAGCAUUUAAUUAUAUGCCAUCUCACGUUAAAAACUAUGAUAUUGAGUAAACACAAAGAUAUGACAAAUCAUUUUAAUUCAAAUCAUUACAGAUUCUUCAUUAACAGAAACUAAUAAUUUAUUGCCAUACAUCUAUAUAUUACAGUUUUAAUAAAAAAUUAGAUAAUUUUAUUUUUGAUUAGAAAGGAAAUGAACGAAUAUAUUAUUUUGAUGGUGAAAUGCUGUAUGUAAAUUUAUAAUUAGAAUUGUUAUCAUCUAAAACUUCUUCAUUUAAAAUGA